CUAUUUCACAUUUUCACCCUUCUUUUUUUCAAAAAAAAUCACCCUUUCUUCUUUAUUCAGUUCGCCACCUCAUACAAACAUGUUAAACUCCAACGAAAUUGCAGCAGGGCAGCAGCCAUAACCAUCGUCCAGCUCUUUUUUUCUCUCUCCUCUCUCAUCUUCCAUUAAACUCUCUUCCAAAAAACCUCAAUAACUAUUUCCACUUGCUCAAAACAAGCUAAAAAUCAGUGAUCUACAAGUCAAAUUCAACGCAGUCGAUCGUCAAAAAAUUGAAGUCAAAUCAAGCAAAUUCAACUCUUGGAUCUCUCAAUUUCAGCUGCAAAAUGCAUUGAAAUUUUCAGCUAUUCGAAUAAGAAGAGAAUGAUUGCGAUGAAAGGUGCGAAAUCGAAGUUAAGAAUUGGUGGAUUAUUCGCGCUAACAACAUUAAUUAGUAUAAUUGGAUUAUACGGAUUAUUAAAGCCAAUUCAAAAUGGUUGUACUAUGACAUACAUGUAUCCGACCUACAUUCCGAUAUCGGCGCCCAAGAAUUUGUCGUCGAAUAAGUAUGGAUUGUAUUUGUAUCAUGAAGGAUGGAAGAAGAUUGAUUUUGAUCAGCAUCUUAAGCAGCUUAAUGGUGUUCCUAUUUUGUUUGUUCCUGGCAAUGGCGGUAGCUACAAGCAGGUGCGUUCGAUCGCAAAAGAGUCUCAUUGGGCAUAUACCUCAGGGCCACCUGAACGUACCUAUUAUCAGGAAGCUUCCCUGAGUCCAGAGGAGGGAGGGCUGGACAUUGACACAACUAAGUUUUCUCUGCCCAAUAAAUAUGCUUCUACGCUGGAUUGGUUUGCUGUGGAUUUGGAAGGUGAACAUUCUGCCAUGGAUGGUCAGAUCCUUGAAGAGCACACAGAAUUUGUUGUAUAUGCCAUUCAUCGGAUACUGGAUCAGUAUAAAGAGUCUUCUGAUGCCAGAACAAAAGAAGGUGCUGCUGUCUCUGUUAAUUUGCCAAAAAGUGUUGUAUUAGUUGGUCACUCCAUGGGAGGAUUUGUUGCUAGAGCUGCAACUGUUAACCCUAACUUACGGAAAUCAUCCGUUGAAACGAUUCUUACACUUUCAACUCCACACCAGUCACCUCCUGUGGCAUUGCAGCCGUCUUUGGGCUACUACUACACCUCCAUAAAUCAGAAAUGGAAAGAAGGAUACCAAAUACAAGGCCCUCAUGCUCAGAGUUAUGCAUCACAACCUAUGCUCUCUCAUGUUGUUGUGAUCUCAAUUUCUGGCGGAAUUAAUGAUUAUCAGGUGCGGUCGAAAUUAGAAACUCUUGAUGGCAUUGUUCCUCCCACUCAUGGCUUCAUGAUCAGUAGCACCGAAAUGAGGAAUGUGUGGUUGUCAAUGGAACACCAGGCCAUUUUAUGGUGUAAUCAGCUUGUUGUCCAAGUGUCACACACACUUCUUAGUUUGGUGGAUCCAGACACGAGAAAUCCAUUCACUGAUAGACAAAAACGACUGGCAGUAUUUACGAAGAUGCUUUAUAGUGGCCUUCGACAAAGAGUUUUAACAACUGGUGGCGAUGAAAGCUAUUCACAUGGUUCUUGUCCAAAAAACAUUCAAUGGGAUAUGGACAGUCUUGAGAAGGAUCUUUAUAUUCAGACGUCAACAGUCACUGUCUUAGCAAUGGAUGGCAAGAGACGGUGGUUGGACAUUCAGAAGCUGGGUUCAAAUGGGAAAAGCCAUUUUGUUCUGGUUACAAAUCUUUCUCCAUGUCAUGGGAUUAGAGUUCAUCUCUGGCCUGAAAAGGGAAACUCUUCAACCGACUUGCCUCUGAGCCAAAGAGUAGUGGAGGUGACAUCAACAACGGCACAGAUUCCAUCAGGACCAGCACCAAGGCAGAUAGAACCAGGGAGUCAGACAGAACAGCCUCCUCCAUCUGCUGUAUUUUGGUUAAGCCCUGAAGCUAUGCAGGGAUUCAGAUUCAUAACUAUUUCAGUUGCUCCUCGGCCGACGGUAUCCGGUAGACCUCCACCCGCAGCUUCAAUGGCUGUUGGACAAUUUUUCAAUUUGCAGGAGGGAGUCAAGGACAUUUCUCCAUUCUCGUUACUUCUGUCUGCUAUUUCGCAGAAUGAGAUGUUGUUCAAGGAGGAUCAUCCUAUAGCUCUUAAUCUUUCAUUUUCCAUUAGUUUAGGCCUACUACCUGUCACAAUGUCUCUAAAAACGAGUGGUUGUGGAAUAAAAAAUUCAGGGCUUUCAGCUCAAGAGGAUGACGAUGCUGAAAACAACCGACUCUGCAAGAUGCGAUGUUUUCCAGCUGUGGCCUUCGCUUGGGACAGGACAUCUGGCCUUCAUAUACACCCAAAUUUGAAUUCCGAGACAGUCGUCGUAGACUCUGCACCAGCACUCUGGAAUUCAGCCCAGGGAUCAGAAAAAACCACUGUCCUGUUAUUGAUCGAUCCUCAUUGUGCAUACAACGCUAAAUUCUCCGUUUCCAUCACUGCGGCUGCAAGUAGAUUCCUGCUUCUAUACUGUUCUAAGAUAGUUGGUCUUGCCAUUGCCGUAGUCUUCUUUGCUCUCAUGAGGCAAGCACGUGCUUGGGAGCAUGACUUGCCUAUACCGUCAAUGCUAACAGCAGUUGAGUGUAAUAUGAAGCUUUCCCCAUUUCUCCUAGUGACUGCAGUUCCUCUGUUGAUCCCGUUGGUCCUCUCGGUCCUUCAAUUUCAUCCAGUUCCAUCAGUCUCAAGCUUCCUUGUUGUAUCACUUGCCUGUUACAUGGUUGCAAAUGGCCUCAUAAUUAUUGUGAUAGUAAUCUCACAGUUCGUUUUUCAUGUCUGUGCUGUUGCUCAUGUUUUCUUCAGAAAAAGGUGGCAAGUGUGGGAAGGGAACUUUUGUUUGGUCUGUCUCCAACAGUUUAUCAACCUUGGCUCCAGGAUCUUUUCAAUUAAGGUGGUGAGAGUUGUUAGAUCUAAUCCAGUACUCAUGACAGCCUUGGUAGCUAUCAUUUUGGUGUGCUUUGUUCAUCCAGCAUUGGGCUUAUCAGUACUGCUGAUAUCACAUGCUUUAUCCUGCCAUAAUGCAUUGUGCAGCUAUCUGACAGCUUCCUAUCGCAGAGGAACAUACAAGAAAGAAUCAAUUAGUUCUAAAGAUAAAGACUAUGAUCGACCGGUUCAGUAUGCUUAUCAGCACAGCCGUCGAUCGAAACGUUAUUUGCCUUUAGAAGAGAAUCAUAACAUUACUGGUGGAUCCCCUUACAGCUACGAUGACAUACAGUUAGAGAUCUUUCACCACAGACAUGGGAUGCUGAUUUUGCAUUUGCUUGCAAUGCUGAUGUUUGCUCCCUCCCUCGUGGCUUGGUUGCAGAGAUUAAGACUAGGUCAGAGCUUUCCAUGGUUUCUAGAUUCAGUUCUUUGCAUUGGUGUCAUCCUUCAUGGUGUCUGUGACUCAAAUCCAGAACUUAAUUUCUUCGUGUAUCCCAUCCCUGGUGUACGUGGGCUAGAAGUAAAAUUGAGCAUUGCCUACUUGCUUGCUGGAUACUUUUCAUUCUUGUCAGGCCUGGCAUUGGCUCCUUAUAGGGUGUUCUAUGCCAUGGCUACUAUUGGAGCAUUUUCAUUUGUAUUCAGAAUGAUCCGAAGGAGAAACAGAGAAAAGGGAGAGGCAAUUUUUAGUAGCCGGAAGCACUCUCAUCGACAAUAGUACGUGCCCCUCUUACUGUAAGUGUUCUUUUUGUAGGUAGGUUCUGUAUGUUGUACCAAUCAUUCGUUGAUUGCUUUUUGGAGGUAUUGUAAACCUAGCCUCUAUUACCGCAAUUCUAUAACCAUAGUCACGCAACAUGAUUUUUACUCAACAAAAAUGUAGAUUGAAGCCUGAUAUAGGACAAAGGUUUUAUGUGAAGUCACUAGUCAGUAUCCCUUUAGGGAGAUUACAUAGUUUUUGCCUUUCUGUUUCCUCCUGUAGCUGUAACUACAAAUUCUUAUAUGGAUUUUAAACUUCAGCGUCGUUACAA
Molecule: messenger RNA, 3967 nt
Organism: Spinacia oleracea (spinach)
Lineage: Eukaryota; Viridiplantae; Streptophyta; Magnoliopsida; Caryophyllales; Amaranthaceae
Exons: 18
Coding region: 361-3657 (1098 amino acids)
Molecular function (GO): hydrolase activity, acting on ester bonds
Source: RefSeq, a predicted model, not a curated record